Molecule: messenger RNA, 1774 nt
Organism: Passer domesticus (house sparrow)
Lineage: Eukaryota; Metazoa; Chordata; Aves; Passeriformes; Passeridae
Exons: 12
Coding region: 392-1774 (460 amino acids)
Source: RefSeq, a predicted model, not a curated record
CAGGUAGCUGUGAUUGGUCACUGAUUGAAAACAAUCCACAUGAACCAAUGGAAGAUUCACCUGUGGCACUCCACAGGAGCAGAUAGUUAUUGUUUACAUUUCUUUCCUGAGGCCCUCAGCUCCUCAGGACAGGAAAAAUCCUAGCAGAGGCUUUUUCACUAAAAAUCCUGGCAACACCAUAUUUUGCCCAUCUAUGGUGAUCCAGCAGAAUGUCAAACCCAAGAGCAAUGCCCCAAGAGCAGAGGUGGUGCUGGGGAAAGGGAGGCAGGGCUUCAAAGUGUCUCAGGAUGGGUCCCCAGCUGGACUUGGCUGUUAUUUCAGCCAGAGCUUGGCCAGUUCUGUGUGAUUCCAGCAACUGAAAGCUUAAGGACAAUGACUCAUCUUUGGGAUUAUGUUUUGCAAUUCCUCCUUCAUCACAGGGACCAUGCUUAGAAGGCCAAGACCCAGCACCAGAAGCCAAGAGAAGAGCCCGGAGUAUGCAGCUCUGACUGGCUAUCCUCUUGCCAAGAGGUUUUCCCUGGCAAGUCCCUCGAUGCUCCUUCCCUCCAAGCCGUUGCCUCCCAUCCAGAGGAGCUCUCCUUCUGCCACGCCAAGCAAGAUGUGCAGCGGAGAGCAGGAGACUGGGAAUGCUGGCAACGGCUGGGAUGAGGAGAGUAGAAAAAGCCAGGAGCUCAGAGCAGAGGGAAAAGGAAGAGAGACCUCCUUGCUGUGCUCCACUGGCGGGGAAAUGAAGAAGAGACAAUUGGGAAAAUCUUUAAUCCCCCGUCUACGCAAGGCAGGAAUUCCCCCUGUGGGCAGUGCUGCUGGGUCUGUGCACAGCUCUCCAAAGAUGGAAUUGCAGGAGUCCCAGGAGAUGAGGCCAAGACCCAGCACCAGAAGCCAAGAGAAGAGCCCGGAGUAUGCAGCUCUGACUGGCUAUCCUCUUGCCAAGAGGUUUUCCCUGGCAAGUCCCUCGAUGCUCCUUCCCUCCAAGCCGUUGCCUCCCAUCCAGAGGAGCUCUCCUUCUGCCACGCCAAGCAAGAUGUGCAGCGGAGAGCAGGAGACUGGGAAUGCUGGCAACGGCUGGGAUGAGGAGAGUAGAAAAAGCCAGGAGCUCAGAGCAGAGGGAAAAGGAAGAGAGACCUCCUUGCUGUGCUCCACUGGCGGGGAAAUGAAGAAGAGACAAUUGGGAAAAUCUUUAAUCCCCCGUCUACGCAAGGCAGGAAUUCCCCCUGUGGGCAGUGCUGCUGGGUCUGUGCACAGCUCUCCAAAGAUGGAAUUGCAGGAGUCCCAGGAGAUGAGGCCAAGACCCAGCACCAGAAGCCAAGAGAAGAGCCCGGAGUAUGCAGGCCUCUCACUGAGUCAGGCCAAGGAGACAGAUCAUCCCAGCAGUCCUGGUCUUAGGAGUGACAAGGAGCGGAGGGACAUCUUUGGAAAGACCCGCGCUGAAUUGUGCAGGUUGGCUAAAGAGAACUUAGAGCAGAAGAAAAUGGAGAUUUUGAUGGAAGAGAUGAAGAGGAGACAAAAUGAGAAAUCAUUGCAGCUUCCUCCAGAGACAUUUGAGCCUGGAGAUGCAGCUGAAGCAAGCUCCUCUUUGGUGCCUGCAGGCUUCAGCCUACCACCUAUCAAUGGCACAGCUCCCAGUGUACAGAGAAAAGACCCUGGUAGCGCCAUGAAGAAAACGGUCGUGAGAAAGCAGGACACGGUGCCCUUACAGCCCAGUACGCCCACCCUCCAUGGAGAUGGCAGCUUCCCACGCAGCUCCUCGGGGAACGGAAGAAGAAGGGACUCUUGA